AUUUCUUCACGUCAUUCUCAACUUCGUUACCAGUGUCGACUUUCAGCUUCUGUUCCUCACAUACCCAAGAUAGAUCUGUAACUGAGUAUCACCGCUUACCCUACAGAUAUAUCAAUAAACCAGCCCAAAGGAGAAUACACGUUUAUACAUAUAGCCAUGGGCUCCAAAGUCAGCCUGACGGCAUUGGCAUCACUGCGCGUCUCCAAGCACUUCAUCCCGGCACAUGGGCUAUUCCCGAACACAAGCAUCCAAAACAAACCCCUCUUGAUCUAUCACUCCGCCUUCUCGUCAGCGAGUGCAUCAGCCAUCGAAUCUCGCCUUACCUCCCUUGGUGUCGUCGAGCCGCAGUGGCGAUACACCAUGUACAGCACGAGUCACUUCCACAGUACGACACACGAAGUUCUGAGCAUUAGCCACGGGCGCGCUAAGCUUUGUUUUGGGGGCGAAGAUAAUGAAGGCCGGAUCGAGCCUCUAGUUGAGAAGGGCGAUGUGAUCAUUGUACCGGCCGGCGUUUCUCACCGCUUGCUGGAUGAUUUUGGCAGUGGUUUCGAGAUGGUUGGAAGCUAUCCGAAAGGUUACCGCUGGGAUAUGUGCUACGGCAAAAGGGGCGAGGAAGGAAAGGUUGAUGCCAUCGCUGAGAUACCGUGGUUUAGUAGAGAUCCGAUAUAUGGAGAUCAUGGGCCGGCAGUAGAGGUUUAAUAUCUUGUGGCAAUUUCACAUUUGCAGGAUGGCGAAUAUUAACACUUUUGUUCAACCCUGA
Messenger RNA from Colletotrichum acutatum, 760 nucleotides. Its product is annotated as RmlC-like cupin domain-containing protein. The record is from RefSeq and is a predicted model, not a curated record. The coding region runs from base 157 to 699 and encodes 180 amino acids. Lineage: Eukaryota; Fungi; Ascomycota; Sordariomycetes; Glomerellales; Glomerellaceae. The transcript has a single exon.